UCAAGCAAAACUCCCUCUUCACCACAAAAAAAAAAAACCUUAACAAUGCCAUUUUUUCCCCCUUCUUCUCCUUCCUCACCGCCCCAUCAAACAACCUCCAACGUCAAAAAUAACUUCUCCAUUCUCCCAAAACCCAACAAAAUAAGCAGAAAUCACAGAACAAGAAAACCAAAACACAUUGAUUUCAUCACAGAAAGCAUUUAAAACGCAAUUACCAGAUAUCUUACUCUAUAUUAUGGGCAGAGAAUUACCUUCAUCGCCAGAAAUCCAUCCCAUAACCUUCCACGCCUUUUUCAUCACCAGCAUCCUCGCCUCCCUCGCCAUCCUCGCCGCAAUCUGCGCCUCCUGCCACCGGAAACCUAAAAAGACGCGGCCUUUGGGGGAAGUUACUGCAUCGUUAGGGCCGACACCGAACACCGACACCAUGGUAGCGCCAGCAGCGGCGUCGAUUGAGGUAGAUGAGCGACACCCCGACGAAGAGGAAGAGAAAAUAACGGAGCUUGAAGGGAAAAUUCAUCGUCCGACACCAUCGGCGGAAAUGUCGAAGUCGAAGCGGCGGCUUUCGAUGAGCUCAAGCAUUGCAUUUCGUUAA
Messenger RNA from Dendrobium catenatum, 592 nucleotides. RefSeq lists its product as uncharacterized. The coding region runs from base 236 to 592 and encodes 118 amino acids. NCBI's taxonomy places the organism in Eukaryota, Viridiplantae, Streptophyta, Magnoliopsida, Asparagales, Orchidaceae. The record is from RefSeq and is a predicted model, not a curated record. The transcript has a single exon.